AUGACAAUCCCAGAAGCUCCCCCUGUUUUCGACAAAAUAUACAUAUGCUUAGAUGCCUGUAAGCGAGGGUUCAAAGAAGGGUGUAGGUCUUUGCUGCACCUGGAUGGAUGCUUUCUCAAGACAUACUACAUGGGGUGGCUUCUAGCAGCAGUUCCCCAAGACACAAACAACCAAUUUUAUGUUGUUGCAUAUGGGGUUGUGAGGGCUGAGACGAAGGAUGCCUGGAAAUGGUUCUUGACUAACCUUCAGGCAGACAUAGGAGACGAUGCAAAUCAUGGCUGGAACUUCAUUUCAGAUCAACAAAAGGGUUUACUCCCUGCCUUAAAGGAAGUCAUGCCAAAAGCCAGGCACAGGAACUGCGUGAUGCACAUGUGGAAGAACUUCGUUAAUAGGUUCAAAGAUUUAUACAUAAGAGAGGUUGUCUGGGAGUGUGCCAGAUGCACAACAGUUGCAGAGUUCAAAGACUGUAUGGAAAGGCUGAAGGCAGUGAAUCAGGGGCUUGGGAAUACCUCUCCAAGUUUGAGCCAGAGACAUGGGUCAAGGCUUAUUUCUCGCAUGGGCCUAAGGUGUUACCUGAUGAGGAGGAUGGUAAAUCACAAGCGAGUCUUGGAAAAUCACCCUGGUAAACUAGCACCAGUACAACAAAAACGGAUGGAAAGACUACUUACUCUUGGGACAAAGUGGACAGCAGAGUGGGUUGGAGAUAAUGAAAGAAAAAUGUUCGAAGUGAGCCGCAAAGGAAGCAAGGUAGAUGUGGACCUCAUUAAGUACACCUGCUCCUGCAAUCGAUGGCAACUUAUCGGGAUGCCAUGCACACAUGCACUUGCUGCUAUUGUGAAGAGGCGUGACAAGACAGAAGACUAUGUGCACCCCUGGUUGUGUAUGGAAUCAAUCAGGAGGACAUAUUCACACUGCAUCAAACCAGUCCCCAGUGCAGAAUUCUGGCCUCGUACUGAGUACUCACAACCAGAACCCCCCAUCAUCAAGAGACCUAUUGGACGGCCAAAAGUUCACAACAGAUAG
Molecule: messenger RNA, 1023 nt
Organism: Arachis ipaensis
Lineage: Eukaryota; Viridiplantae; Streptophyta; Magnoliopsida; Fabales; Fabaceae
Biological process (GO): DNA transposition
Molecular function (GO): transposase activity; zinc ion binding; DNA binding
Source: RefSeq, a predicted model, not a curated record